Messenger RNA from Alligator sinensis (Chinese alligator), 1924 nucleotides. It is a transcript of the gene RALYL, whose product is annotated as RALY RNA binding protein like. Gene Ontology annotation, molecular function: RNA binding. The transcript has 8 exons. Gene Ontology annotation, cellular component: nucleus. The record is from RefSeq and is a predicted model, not a curated record. Lineage: Eukaryota; Metazoa; Chordata; Crocodylia; Alligatoridae. The coding region runs from base 16 to 897 and encodes 293 amino acids.
CCAACUGAGUCAACCAUGACUGGCAAAACACAGACCAGCAAUGUCACCAAUAAGAAUGAUCCCAAGUCCAUCAACUCCAGAGUCUUCAUUGGCAAUCUGAACACAGCCAUUGUCAAAAAAGGUGACAUAGAAGCCAUUUUUGCAAAGUACGGAAAAAUAGUUGGCUGCUCAGUGCACAAAGGUUAUGCAUUUGUACAGUACAUGAGUGAGAGGCAUGCAAGGGCAGCAGUGGCAGGCGAGAAUGCCAGGAUCAUUGCAGGACAACCACUUGAUAUCAACAUGGCAGGAGAACCAAAACCCUACAGACCAAAACCUGGAAACAAGCGACCACUUUCAGCUCUCUACAGACUUGAAUCAAAGGAGCCUUUCCUGUCCGUUGGUGGUUAUGUCUUUGAUUAUGAUUACUACAGAGAUGAUUUCUACAAUCGGUUAUUUGAUUACCAUGGUCGUGUACCACCGCCUCCUCGUGCAGUGAUACCAUUGAAACGUCCUCGUGUGGCUGUCACGGCAACUCGCAGAGGGAAAGGAGUUUUUUCCAUGAAAGGGGGAUCACGAUCUACAUCUAGUGGGGCUUCCACUUCAGGAUCCAAAUUGAAAUCAGAUGAGUUGCAAACAAUCAAGAAGGAAUUAACCCAAAUCAAAACAAAAAUUGAUUCCUUGUUAGGGAGACUGGAGAAGAUUGAAAAGCAGCAGAAAGCUGAAGCAGAAGCACAAAAGAAGCAAAUGGAAGAUAACGCUGAUCUUAUCCAAGAAGAAUGCAUAUCAGAGAAUGCAGAUAACUCUACAGAAGAACCAACUGAAGGAGGGCCAGAUGGAGAUGGAGAAGAGAUGACUGAUGGAAUAGAGGAGGAUUUUGAUGAGGAUGGCAGCAAUGAACUGUUUCUACAGAUCAAGUGAUGAGAUGUCAUGUGUGAUCCUUCUGGAGGCUGAGGAGAGAAACUCUGACUUCCCCUGAACACUGAGAAAAAUCUGAACUGCAGUUUCUUAUUAGCUAACAACACGUUUGAUCCAAUUUGUAUGAAACUCAAUUUACUUAUUAAAAUGGACACUAUGGUUCAAAUAUUAGAAAUUCCAUUUCUUAUAUGUUCUAAGCUGUACAAUUGUCAGAUUUUUAUGGUUUAGAUUGUAAAUGUGUUUUUCUCUGGCUAUUAAUUGGUAUUAUUUUUUUAAUUUUGAUGUCUUAAAGGCCAGUGUACUGUAUGAUACUAAUAUGAAGGACAUAUUUAAGAGGUGUGGGAGACACUGUAUACAAAUGUAUAUUUGUAAAAGCUAUUUUUAUGAUUAGCAUGUUUUACUGUUUAUCAUAUCUAAAGUCAGGUGAUAUUGCACUUCUCUGUUUACAGCUUAAUUCAAACAAUAUCAUGUUAUGACCUGAGUUAUGAUCAAAUGUUGUAUUUUCAUUACUUGAUUUAUUAUAUUCGUAAUUUAAAAUAAUUAUGUUUAUGUGAAGGGAUACUGUUGAAGGAAAAAGUGAUAGUUCUGUCUAUUCAUGGAUCAUUUCACUGUAACUGCUAAGACGUGCAAGUAUGUCAAAUAUUAGAUCAGUCUUUGAUAAACGGUAAAUUGGAUCCACUUGCUAAUCUCUUUUUCAGACAAACCCUCUGGGUGAUGCCAUAGAUUGGCACACUUGUUAUACAUGUAUCUGUUUAUAUCUCAAGACAGCUUGUUUUCAAUUAUGGAGAAGUUUGUGCCAAUGCAUGUCCCAUUAAAACUGUAUUCCAGAGAGGUAAAUAUUUUUGAUGUUACCAAUUUUUGAAAACUUCCAAAUUAGUUUUAAAAAUGUUUGUUUCACUUUCAGUCAAUAGAAUCUUUCCAUUCCUGAACCUUUCAAGCAGUCUCCAAAUGCUUGAAGUUGGAAUAAUUCAUUUUCACAAAGGCUGUAAGGGAAUUCAAUAUAUAAUUUCUUAAUAAACAAUAUUUCCUU